UCUUACUAUAAAUAUCCCUUUCAUUCUUCUCUAUAUUUGAACAAAACAAAACAUGGCUCGUCUAAAAUCUAUUGCUUUACUAAUUGUACUACUUGUUGCAACUUCUGUUGUAUUGAGUGAGAGUAGGAUUGCAAGGAAGGACUUGGGUUUAGACCUUGGCGGUGUUGGGCUAGGGUUAGGCCUAGGGUUGGGUGUUGGUGGAGGGUCAGGCUCUGGAGCCGGUGCUGGUGCUGGAUCCAGUGGUUCAAGUUCUAGCUCAAGCUCUGCUUCAUCUAGCUCAAGCUCAGGUUCGGGUGGAGGAGGUGCUGGCUCUGAAGCAGGCUCCUACGCCGGGUCUAGUGCUGGAUCAGGCUCAAGAUCACGAGGUGGUGGUCGUGGUGGAGGAGGUGGCGGUGGAGGUGGUGGAGGUGGUGGUGGCGGUGGUGGUUCAGGUCAAGGAAGUGGGUAUGGACAUGGUGAAGGUGGUGGACAUGGUGGCGGGUAUGGUGGUGGUGGGGACUAAAUGUAAAGUCUAAGCUACGACAUUUAAUUAAGUUGACAUUCUUGUGUUACGUACCCUAAAAGAUUAUCUUUAAUUGGAAAUGAGCUUUUUGGAGAGCUUGUUUAUCGUUUAAUGACUAGCAAUGCAAGUUACCAUGCAUGGCAACAUCUGCUACUAUGUAAUUUAAGGAGUAUACAAAUAGAAUAAAAAUUAAACGUUUCCUAUCGUAGAAAGUCGAUUUGCUUUGCUAGCUAUAGUUUGUGUUCUUAUUUACGCUGUGUUAUUCAUUGUAAUGACGUCUAAAAAGUUUAUAAUGAAAAGUUCAGUUUGCAUCCUAUAUAAA
Messenger RNA from Chenopodium quinoa (quinoa), 824 nucleotides. RefSeq names its product glycine-rich cell wall structural protein 2-like. Lineage: Eukaryota; Viridiplantae; Streptophyta; Magnoliopsida; Caryophyllales; Amaranthaceae. The record is from RefSeq and is a predicted model, not a curated record. The transcript has a single exon. Bases 53 to 502 code for a protein of 149 amino acids.